AUGUGGAAAAAGAACUACGAGUGCCCGCACGAGGACAUACGGUUUUUCCUCUACACACCAACGUUUCGCAAGGGCAAAGUGAUCGACAUGAACAAUCCGAAUUCGAUCUUCAAGGCGGGCUUCAUGACGAACCAGCAGACGGCGAUCAUCAUUCACGGUUUCAACGGCACGCAGACCAGUCGACACAUAAUGUUCCUGAAAGACGCGUAUCUUUCGCGUAAGUUUAACGUGUUUGCCGUCGAUUGGGAGGUGCUGUCCCAGUACCCGUGCUACCUCUCGUCGCUGUCCAACACCAAACUGGUGUCCCAGUGCACGGCUCAGCUCUACUCGUUCCUUACGUUCGCCGGAUGUACGAGCAAACAGAUCACCUGCGUGGGCCAUUCCCUCGGGGCUCACAUUUGUGGCAUGAUGAGCAACCAUUUGACCAAGAAGCAGUACAAAAUAAUAGGAUUGGAUCCUGCGCGGCCGCUGAUAGAAAAGCACGCAUCGACCAAGUUCCGGCUGACGCGAGAUGACGCCCGAUCGGUGCAGAUCAUCCACACCAAUGCCGGUCUGCUGGGGCAGAGUGCCUUCACGGGACGGGUGGACUUUUGCAUCAACGGUGGCCAGGUGCAGCCGUACUGCGAGGGUGACAGGAUAAAACAAGCGCGAUGUAGUCACUUCCUGAGCGUGUGCUAUCUGGCCAACGCGAUCCUGGCCGCACGGCCAAUGCGCGCAGUACGCUGCCCGUCGGGAUGCGUGCCAGAUAAUCGGAUACCUUUCGUUAAGGUGAAACAACGGGUGCGACUGAAAUGGGUCCGAGUGGGACAGGAUACGCCGGGAAAGAUGGUGCUGUUGCUAAAGGUCGUCCUCAGCUCGAUGCUGAUCAGCGGUGGUGUUAUGAUUUACGCCCAGGCGCAGCAUCUACUGGCGCAGGCGCUCUUCCUCGGCGACCCGGACUCGUACAACAGCACGCGCGAGGACUGCGUGUGGAAGCGGGGCAACGGCCAGGAUCAGGUCUGCCCGGACCAGGACAUCCAGAUCUUCCUCUACACGUCCGGCAUCGCGAAGGACAAAUUCAAGUUCGAUCACCGGCUUCGGGACUGGUUGAACAACACCGAAUGGGAUCAUGCGAAGGAGAACAUCAUUCUGAUACACGGGUACGCCGGCGGAGAUGACACGCUACCGAUUGUGGUUCUACGCGAUGCCUACAUAAACCACGGGGGCUACAAUGUGUUUCUCGUCGACUGGGGGGCCCUCUGCCAGCCGCCGUGCUACGUGGCCGCCGUCUACAACAUCCGCCCGGUGGCGACCUGUCUUGCGCAGAGCCUGAUGCAGCUGCGUGAUCUGGGGCUGCCAGUGGAACGGACAACGUGCGUUGGUCACUCGCUCGGGGCACACAUCUGUGGGCUGAUGGCCAACUAUCUCAACUUCCGAAUGGAGCGAAUCAUCGCUCUCGAUCCCGCCAGGCCACUGAUUAAGCCGGGUGGAGUGAACCGGCUGGACCAAGGGGAUGCCAAGUACGUACAGGUGAUACACACCAACGCUGGCCACUAUGGUGAAGGAGGUCGUGUGGGGCACAUCGAUUUCUGCGUUAAUGGCGGCCGGCGGCAACCGUACUGUGGAAACAGCACCAACAUUAAUCUGUGCAGCCACAUCUGGGCCAUCUGCUACCUCGCGCAGUCACUGUACGAAGGACACGAACCGAUGGCGGAACCGUGCAGCCGUCGGUGUCCCUCGAAUGCCGUCCUGUCCGGGCUGCGAGAAGGCCGCCGUCGAAGGUUCGGCUAUGCGAUGGGCUACGCCAUUCCGAUGGGCCUGAAAACACCACCAAAUGCCUCCGGGUCCACGAAGGUACUGUUGCUCGUCUGGCUGGCCAUCACCAUCGGGGUGCAGGCGCACGACUGGAAGAUAGGUCCGUGCCAGGUGCAGUUCCUUGAGCCGUGCACCUCGAAAACGAUCGCGUUCUAUGUGUUCUCAUCGGAUCAUCCGAACGAUGGGCCGACACUGCUCGAUUCGAUCGAUCCCCGAGUUCCUGACCACAUUUUGUUGAACCACACCAACAAGCUGAUCGUGCACGGGUACGGUGGAAGCAUCGAUUUCAACGCCACCAAAAAGAUCCGCAAAGCCUACCUCCGGCAGCCGCACACGAACGUGUUCAUCGUGGACUGGGGAAAACUCUCCCGACUGCCCUGCUAUCCGACGGCCGCCUUCAACACCAAGCAGGCUGGGGAAUGUACGGCCACGUUCCUGCUCGGACUGCAGGCCAACCACCCGGAGUUUAGUAGCCGCGAGCUGCACGCCAUCGGCUUCAGUCUAGGAGCGCACGUUCUAAGCUUCACCAGCAACGCGCUGGAAAAGUCGAUUGGUGUCCGAUUCAAGCGUAUCACAGGUCUCGAUCCGGCCCUGCCAUUCUUUGCCACGGCCAGACCCCACUGGAAGCUGGACCAGGGCGAUGCGGACUUUGUCGAUGUGAUCCACACGAAUGCGGGCGUCUACGGGAAGAUCGAAACGUGCGGCCAUGUCGAUUUCUACAUGAACGGUGGCCAGAACCAGCCCGGCUGUGAGAAUGAUCCAAGUAAGUACCGCCGUAUCCUCCACGCCGUUCGACAUCAACCACUGUGCAGUCACAAGAUGGCGGCCGCGUACUUUGCGGAAUCGAUCAACAGCAAGCAUGGCUUCUGGGCAACGCGCUGCACGAGUUACUUUGCAUACUUUUUCGGCUUCUGUAAGUACCGUGUCGAUCAGCAGCAGCAGUCAUCGAUCGCCGGCGGAGAUAGUCGCCGGUCGCGGAGCAGCAGCGAGGAAGCCAUCACCGGUCAACCGCCGGUGGCCGCCGCCUUUGGCGAAAACAACAAUGAGUUCGAUAGCGAUCGCAUACUGAUGGGCGAGCACUUGUUGCUGCUUCCGGUCGCCGUCGUCCGUUCGGUUCCGGUUUCCGUGAAGAGGGGGCGAAGCAGUUUUACCAUCGGAAACUGCGUGUGGGUCGUAGACCAGCCGUGCCCCGAUGCUGACAUUCGGUUCUAUCUGUUCACCCGCUCCAAUCCGGACGAUCGGCAGUACAUCCAUAUCGAUGAGAGUUGGGAAAAGUCGAACAUUAGCUCGUCGUUCUUCAACCCAUCGCACCCGGUAAAGGUGAUCAUCCAUGGCUACAAUGCCGAUAUGUUCCUGACGCCGCUGAUAAACAUGAAAGGAGAAUACCUCUCACGGGGGAACUACAACCUGAUUUACGUCGAUUGGAGCGACAUUGCGCAAGGUCCUUGUUACCCGUCGGCCGUGCACAACACACGACACGUCGGCACGUGCAUUGGUCAGAUGGUGAACCGGAUCAUCGAUGCCGGCACGGAUAAUAUCCAUCUGAUUGGCUUCUCGCUCGGUGCGCAGGUUACCAACUAUGUGUCGAUCGCAGUACGUCCGUUUCGGUUCAAACGGAUCACUGGCCUAGAUCCAGCGAUGCCACUGUUCAUUACCGCUCCACCGGACGAUAAGCUGGAUCCCUCGGAUGCUGAGUUCGUUGACGUCAUUCACACGAAUGCGUUGGUGCAGGGAAAAAUCGAACGAUGUGGCCACGUGGAUUUCUACGUCAACGGAGGUAUCAUGCAGCCUGGUUGUUGGAAUCCUAUGGCUUGCAGUCAUCAUCGCGCACCGGACUACUUUGCCGAAUCGAUUCGCAGCCUUACAGGAUUUUGGGGUUGGAGCUGUCAAAGCUACGUGUACUACCUGCUGGGGUUCUGUCCCCAGAGCAAUCUGCAGGUGGUGGCUGGUGAGGACUGCCCGUCCGGGACGGAAGGAAUGUUCAUGGUUACCACCAACGCCGCAUCGCCGUUCGCAAUCGGGCGAUGGUCCGGUUUCAACCUACCGCAGAAAAAGGACUCGGCUCUGCACAAACAUGGCCUCAACCGAGAUCCGUUCAUCAGUGACAUCGACCAGUGGGGAAAAUUGGAUGGCUCGUUCAACAACGUUGACCACUUUCCGACGCCCUACUCCCAGGAUCCGAAUCCAGACGACGAUGACGAGUGGCCGUACUUCAAUCACGUUGGCACCAAGGAGUUGACUCGGGAGCACAUAAGAAAAAUACUCGAACAGGACAAAUCACGAUACAAAGGCGAGGAACGUCCGAUUAUUGUAAGCACACUGGCCACCACUAUCCCAACGACAGUACCGAGUGCCAACGAGGUUGACGAGGAGCGUUUCUACCUCGAGGACUUGCGACGGCGACUGCAGCAGAAAGAGGCCAGUGUCAUGAACAAGUACACCAUGCCAGCGUUCAACGCCAACUAAGC
Molecule: messenger RNA, 4262 nt
Organism: Anopheles bellator
Lineage: Eukaryota; Metazoa; Arthropoda; Insecta; Diptera; Culicidae
Exons: 19
Coding region: 1-4260 (1419 amino acids)
Biological process (GO): lipid metabolic process
Molecular function (GO): lipase activity
Source: RefSeq, a predicted model, not a curated record